CACAGACUGUGUGUGGGAGGUCCAUAACUUUAAAAGCCAACUGUACCCCCGACAGACCCGACUAACCAUGACGGCCUACCUCACUGCUGUCCCUCUGCUGUGUCUACUGGCCACUGCACGGCCUCAGGACAUCGGUUGCCCGGAUGCUGACCCAACAUUGACCCCGUGGAACCCCGGCCAGGACUGGACGGCGCAGGUGGUUGUGGGACGGGGAGAAAGCUACCUGCUGCAGUCAUCGGCCGCCUUCUACUCACUGGAAAUCAAAGAUGGGGGUCGAGUGGUGUUCGCUGACCCUGGUCCCGCCAGCAAGACUGAGAUCAUUCUGACGUCACGUGAGAUCACAGUCAGUGCGGAUGGAGAGUUCCACAUCGGCAGCGAGACGUGCCCGUACCAGGGGAAGGCCACGGUCACGCUGUACGGCCGCUCUGAUGACCGGACCAACAACAAACAGUUCCUCGUGAUGGACGGCGGGACUUUGGAGGUGCACGGGAAACAGAAGCUGGGCUGGACACAGCUAACCCAGACCGUGCCGGCAGGAGGCCUACCUAAGGGCAUGUACUUCUGGGACUCUGCGCCCGAGUGGCCCCGUGGUAUCCACGUGCGCGUGUUUGACGAGAUCUCCGGGACUCACGUCAGUACGGACAGGUUCGACACGCAGGUCAGCAGGGAGGAGAGCCUGCGUCUGGCGGCCUUCAUCGACCAGGUCCCCGCCGGGAGAGUUGUGGCACUAGCGGUGGUGAACACCGCACAUGGCAAUCUGGAGGCUACUGCCAAGCAGAAGAUUAGGGAACUGGGAAGUGUCGAGGUGGACUCACUGAACUAUAGGCAGCCCUGGGCGCUGGUCAGUGUGAAGGGUGACCCCAGUGUUGCUGUGGAGCAAAAACUUCCAUAUGUUGAUGCCCAGACCACCGGCACAGCCACGGCUUCGGUCACUCUGCAGGCCUUCUUCGGUGCCUUCAUGGUCACAGCGACAAGUGAAUGGCUCGGAGGAAGCCCACGAUGUACUUUCACUGUUGAUGGCGAUGGUAAUGAGUUGGUGAUUAACGUAAAGGAUGACGUCAGCUCAUGGGAGCCCGGUGACCACAUCGUGCUGGCCAGUACGGACUACGACAUGGAGCAGGCGGAGGAGUUUGAGCUGCUGCCGUGUGACGAGUGCUCAAAUAGACAGGUCAAAAUCAACGGUCAGGUCAGGUACAACCACUUCGGGGAGGUGACAGAUGACGUGGACCUUCGCGGGGAGGUGGGCCUUCUGACUAGAAACGUCAAGUUCCAGGGUAGGAUGGAAGACAGUUGCUAUGGUGACAACUUCUGUCAGUUCUUCGACUACGACACGUACGGAGGACAUCUCAAGGUUCUGUAUGGUUUUAAGAACGUCCAUCUAUCUGGAGUGGAGUUCACACAGAUGGGUCAGCAGCUGGUGGCCGGUAGCUACCCUGUCCACUUCCACCUGGCCGGAGACGUGGACGAGGCAGGAGGCUACAGCCGGCCCACCUAUGUCCGUGACCUGUCCAUCCACCACUGCUUCUCCCGCUGUGUCACCAUACACAGCACCCACGGCCUGCUGGUCCAGGACACUGUUGGGUACGACACACUCGGACACUGCUUUUUCCUGGAAGAUGGGAACGAGCAGCGGAACGUUCUGGACCAUAACCUGGGCCUGGUGACGCGGCCGGGCACGUUACUACCCUCUGAUCGGGAUGUAGACAUGUGCCGCGGGCUUACUGGGGCCGUGUAUGGGGGAUACAUGCCUAAUCCGGGAAAAGAGUGCAGAGGCGUGUCCACUUUCUGGAUCGCCCAUCCCAACAACGUGCUGACCAACAACGCUGCAGCCGGCUCUGCGGAGGUCGGGAUCUGGUACAUCUUCCACGAUGAACCGACCGGGCUGUCUGCAGGGUCCCUGCCCCGCAAACAAGCCGAACGGACCCCGUUAGGACGGUUCUACAACAACAGAGUGCAUUCCAAUGCAAAGCGAGGCUUCAUGAUAGACGACCGCGUGAAGACCACACCAGCUUCUGCCCGGGCUCCUCAAGAGUAUCUGUCUCUAGGACAAGGACAAGGGUACUUCCCCCACCAGAACGCUGACCUGCAGCAGCCGCGGGAACCCGCCAUGAUUGAAGGGCUGAUCGCCUACAAGAACCUGAACGGCGAAUGGAUCAGGGGCGGGGAUAUCUGGCACGAUAGAUGCGCGUUUGCUGACAACGGCGUGGGUCUGACAAUGGCAAGUUCGGGAUUUUUCCCCAAAGACGUUGGUGGAACGCAGCAGAUCUGGAACAGCAUUUUUAUCGGAGAGAGCGCAAACGUCGGCACCAUGAGGGGGGCCAAGGCGUGGGGUAUGGGCGGGGUCCGGGCGGUGGAGAGGAGUUUUCCUGACACAACGGUCUUUCCAAUGCGAGGUCUGGACUACUAUGACGGUCCUACUCUGGCUAGAAGCUGCACGUUUAAGAAGUACGCCUCUGCCCCGGAGUACGGCCGCUACAGCAGCGCCAUCGGCUGGCGGCUCACGAAUGACUGGCACAUGUCACCCAAAAACAACGCUACCAACCUCAAGUUUGAAGAUGUGCAAACCCGCGUCUUCACUACGGGAGAAAACAUCCCCUACAUGUCAAACGACAGGGAUGGAGACAAGAACCAGGUGUUUCACGACUUGGACGGGAGCGUCACGGGCUACCCGGACACGUACGUGGUCAGGCAGGACAACUACAUGGUCAAGAACCCCGGAUGUGUGGACAAACCGGAGUGGCGAGCCAGUAUCUGCAGCGGAGAGUUGGCACAGGUACUCUUUGUUGCCAAGCCAGCGCUGCCCCGGACCAUGACCAUAGUCCGUGACGAGUACCCUGACCAGCCCAUGACCAUGGCGGGUGCACGGGAACUGGUGACCAAGUUCUACCAGCCUGUGGUGACGCUACAGCAGUCAUACACCAUCCACUGGGACACACGCGCUCCAGAAGAGGUCACCAUUUACAUGUUUAACUUUGACAGCGGGGAAUGGGUGCGGCUGGGCCUGUGCUAUCCCCCAGGAACCACGUUUGAUGUGAAGUACCAGCACGAGCGGCGUGUCAACAAGAAGGUGAUGUACGAGGAGGACAUGUCCCCGGUGUCCAGUCUGGCUGAUGUGGAGGCCGGCAGUGGAAAAUUCUUCUACUUUGAAGAAAGCACCGGCCUGCUGUUCCUGAAGGCACGUGCUCAGGAGGCCCGUAGUGGGGAUGACUACUGCUCGGAUGUGGGCUGUGAGCGGAUUGUCAUCACCGCCACCAUGACAGGGAACCAGCCCAGCGACUGUAGAGCCUCAACCUACCCGAAGUACAGUCUGACUCCCACACAAGCCGUCCCCAUGUCCAGCUUCAUGAGUAUUGUCCAGGACUGUUCCGGCUGUGGGGCUCAGGAACCCAUCAUCUUCGACGCUGCCCUGCGGUUCCUGGAGGUGACAGUGGUGUCUGCUGGUUGGGAGGAGCUACAGCUCGGCCACAGUCCGUACAUAGAGAUUAACGGAGUCCGCUAUGACCACCGUACGCGAGGGUACCUGGUACUCGGUGUUGAUGCAGUGUCCGGUACAAUCACCCACCAAUCCACGUUCAACACACACAGCUCCAACACAGACAUCGACCUGAGAAUGGCCAACUUCAUACGCAACGAUAUCCCCAUAAAUUCCAUAGUGGUGGUGUCUGUGCGUGACCGGUCCAGUCGCUAUGCCCAGGAGUGUCUGGUGGCCCUGAAGGAGAUAGGGGCAGCCGAGCCUGUCGCCACGGAUGACAAAGGUAAUUUUGCGAUGGUUGGUUUCAAGGGGACCGUGUGGCCGAGCUGGGUCCAGCAGGUCAACCUGCCGUCCGGUCAGGGUCCGGCACAGAUCUACACCAAGGUUCCUCUCAUGGGCUGAACUGGUCAACUGGAACGAGUGGUCUUAUCG
Messenger RNA from Branchiostoma floridae (Florida lancelet), 3904 nucleotides. RefSeq names its product cell surface hyaluronidase-like. The transcript has 25 exons. Bases 68 to 3874 code for a protein of 1268 amino acids. The record is from RefSeq and is a predicted model, not a curated record. Lineage: Eukaryota; Metazoa; Chordata; Leptocardii; Amphioxiformes; Branchiostomatidae.